Molecule: messenger RNA, 1256 nt
Organism: Tribolium castaneum (red flour beetle)
Lineage: Eukaryota; Metazoa; Arthropoda; Insecta; Coleoptera; Tenebrionidae
Exons: 4
Coding region: 115-1224 (369 amino acids)
Biological process (GO): double-strand break repair
Cellular component (GO): site of double-strand break; nucleus
Molecular function (GO): 3'-5' exonuclease activity; DNA-(apurinic or apyrimidinic site) endonuclease activity; protein binding
Source: RefSeq, a predicted model, not a curated record
UCAAAUUCCGCGCCAAUUAUGUGACGUAAAAACUUCAAGGUUAAUUCAAGUUACGACUUGUUUAUUUUUUAUUACAAUUUUUAGAAUAAAUCUUCUACACAGUCGAAUUUUGCAAUGUUUGUGGAAGUUCAAAGACUAGGCGAAGAAGAAAUUUUAAAUAGAUUUCCCUUGGGGGCCCAUGUUUUAGGGCGCGGUCCUGCUUUACAGUGCAACGACAAGCGAGUAUCACGAAAUCACGCAACUUUGGAAGUUACACCAGAUCACGUUAAACUCACUUCUAUACAUGUCAAUCCUUGUUUUCUCAAAGCCGCAGAAAGCAAAACUCUAACCAUUCUCAAAAAAGAUACAAGCACGCAACUGAAUGAUGGUGACAGUUUUGCGUUUCUUGCUGAAGAUCACUGGUUUAAAAUCAACAUUGUCCAUGAAGAUUUAAAUGAAGAAAGGGCUGAUAAUGGUGCAAUUAAAAGUGAGGCGGUGGUCAAACGGCCACAUGAAAGUCCGGAAGAGGAAAUACCACCAGAAAAAAAGAUCAAAAUUGAAGAAGGUGAAACUAAUGAAGAAGUUCCACCAAAUCCAGAGAUUAAUAUUGGAGAAAAUGAAGAAAUAAAAAUGGAAAUAACGAGUGAAUUAGAUAUAACUGACUCAGAAAUAAAAGUCGAACCGUCAACUUCCAUUCAAGAUGAAGAAAUCUCGACUAACGUUCCUGAAAAUGAAGAACAAGGGUCUGAAGAAAUGAAGAAAGAAGAUCCAGAUGGUGAAAAUCCCGGCACUUCAAUCCCGAAACCACGGCGUGAGCGUUGCUGGUAUGCAGCCCAGUGCUACCGAAAAAACCCCGUUCACAGACAAGACUUCACCCAUCCUGGUGACUCAGACUUUGAGAGUGACCCAGAAGACAACAGACCCUUUUGCACUUACGGCGCCUCUUGUUACAGAAAAAAUAAGCAACACAGAAGAGACUUCAAACAUCCACUACAACAAGCCCCAGUGAAAAAAAAACGGUCCCGAAAGAAGGUUCAGCGUUUAAAUGUGGCCGAUAGUCAGGAAAUGCGCGAGUUGGAUUCCGAGUCUGAGGACGAUCCAUUUGUUGUUAGUGAUGAUAGCGAAGAAUAUGAGGGAGAGUCAGAUGAUGAUGACACAGAUUGGGAAGACUCGCAAAAUGCGGAUGAGGACAGCGAAAAUGUUAAGAGACUGGUCAAGGAAGCGAAAAAAUUUGUAAAUAAAUAAAUAGUUUCAAUAAAAUAUAUAUAUUUUUUUAA